AUGAUUUCAACAAUCGGCACAACAACAAUUCAAACAACUACAGCACCAAACUCGCUAGUCAUGAAUCCUACGUCAAUGUUGGUAGAGAUGAAAAGCUUUAUUCCUUCUUCAUAUACUUUUGAAACAGAAAUCCAGAAGAUAAAGCAAGAACUUUUAACAAGUAAUUUAGACUGUAGUGCGAAAGAUGAAACAAAUGAACAGUAUCUUUAUGAAAUGGAGGACCUCAUCGACCAUUUGCCUAAACUACCUGAAAUUCAGCAGCAAAAACUAACUAUUCCUGAAUUCGACGAAAUUGAAGUCAAAGCAACUCACUCAGUAGAAAUUAAGAAAUUCAUACGUAAAGUAAAUUAUGAAUUCCUUGGUUUUCAUUGCAACCAUAAAGUUAUGGACAAAGAUUGCGACAUGGUUUAU
Messenger RNA from Trichomonas vaginalis G3, 411 nucleotides. Its product is annotated as organellar and viral DNA polymerase type B. The annotation marks the transcript as partial. The record is from RefSeq and is a predicted model, not a curated record. Lineage: Eukaryota; Parabasalia; Trichomonadida; Trichomonadidae. The transcript has a single exon.